AUGCGGGCAACACGGGACAGAGCAUCUACAGCGCAUCUUCAGAGCUCUGACACUGCCUUAUAUGCAUAUCUUGACUCUGGCCCUCCGCCAGGGAUUGCAAACUACACGACGGUGGUCAUCAUUCACGGCUACGUCUGGCAUGGCGGAAACUUCAGGAAACUAAUUCCGCUUGCACAUCAGCACCGCGCGCGGGUCGUCGCUGUGAACAGGCACGGAUACCCGGGGUCUGCGCCAUUCAACAAUGUGGAUCUCUCGUUGCUUGAGAGCCUCGUAACCUCGCCGCCUACGCCAAACAAUGCAGAGACUAUGCUCGCGUUCAUGCGCGAUCGUACGCAGGAGAUCCACGACUACCUGACGCGCUUCAUCACAAGCGAGCAUACACCUCUUGCGGGAGGGAUCAUCCUCGUUGGGUGGUCGUUCGGGACGGUCUGGAUGAACGCAUUGCUCGCCAACAUCGACUACUGUCCGCCAAGGGAAGUAGAUCUCCGGUCAUACUUCAAGCGCAUCGUCUACUACGACGGAUCUUAUGUCGGCCUCGGCCAGCCCCCGCCCCCAGUCGCAUACCCGUCAGAACCCUCCGAUGCUUACGACGCUUGGCUCUCUGGCUACCACGCCCACGGCGACAUAUGGUCGCGCGGUGCCUCUGCGCUAAGCUUCGGACCCGCGCUCGCCGACCCCUCGCCCACCACGACGCGCAUGAGUUCUGAAGAGCUCGAGGAGUCUACAUACCCUCCUGCUGGUGGGCCGGGGGGAUGCGAUCGACUCCUGACGCAGGCAUGCAUGAAGCUCGGGACCUACCAAACACUGCACAGGCGGGCGUUCUACCUCGACGAUGAUGGGCACGUCGGCAAUAAGUGGCACGAUGUUGAAGUUCGUGUUGUAUGGUGCGAUCACACCGAGUGGGAGAUGCCGUGGGGUGCAUACUCCUUGUACAAGGAGCUGCAGGAGUCCCGAGAGGCCGGGUUGCCCGUGAGGGACGCUGUCUUCGUGCGCCUGAGAGGUGCAAACCACUUUGCGCACUGGGAUAUGCCUGAGCAUGUCCUGGCAGCGUUUCUGGAGCUGAGCAACGUGGAUGAGUACUGUACCCAGUGA
Molecule: messenger RNA, 1092 nt
Organism: Trametes versicolor FP-101664 SS1
Lineage: Eukaryota; Fungi; Basidiomycota; Agaricomycetes; Polyporales; Polyporaceae
Exons: 4
Coding region: 1-1092 (363 amino acids)
Source: RefSeq, a predicted model, not a curated record